UUCUUCUUCACACAGUAGUGAGAUUUGCUGAUAUACAGUUAUGAGUCCCCGUGACUACCUUGUUCUGCUGAUAGUAGUAAUAAAAUCGGUGUUUGCACUCGAAUUAUUGAAAAACCCAGGAUUUGAGAGUCUGGACCUCUCUGACAACUGGGGAGGAUCUGGAAUCAACCUCGACAUAAUCACAGACGACGUCCAUGGGGGCAGCCGUGCCCUGAAAGUUACUGGCAGAAAGACUUGGGAUGCAGGUCCGGGCCAGGUUAUUCCUCUGAAGCCUGGUGGUCGCUACGCCUACAGGACCAGUAUCAAGCAGUUGAACGACCACCCCGGGGCCAUGUUUCAGACCAUGAAGAUGAACAUUGCAUAUACCUGGUCGGAUGAUGGCAAAACCGACUACUCUGGCAUUGGUCAGCAUCCUUACGUUAAGUCUUCAAGUGGAUGGUUUUCUUUGAACGGAAAUUUCACCGCCCCUCUAAGAAAUAUGAGCAGGGCCUACAUACAUUUCCAAGGCCCAGUUCCUGGCAUAGACUUCCUCAUUGAUGACACGUCACUUGUGGAAGUGGAUGAGGAUCCUAACUGGAAGGCCGAGGCAGAUGCCAGGAUUCAGAAGAUUCGGAAAAACGUCAUUAAAGUCAAAGUUACCCACUCAUCAUCUUUCAACCCCGCUGAUAUUGAAAUUAAGAUAGAUCACAAGCGUCACCUUUUCGGCUUUGGGUCUAUGGUAAAGGAGGCAUUUAUGACAAACGACGACUAUAAAGAUUAUCAAAACUUUGUCUACAAGAUGUUUAACUGGGUGACAGCUGCAUCUUUUAAAUGGAAGUUUAACAGAGGCACAAGGGACAAACCCGACUACAAAUAUGCAACAGAUGGUGUAAAGGUCAUGAAGGAACGUGGUAUGAAGGUGAGAGGUCACAAUAUGUUCUGGGGAGUACCAGGGCACUCUCCAGCGUGGGUUGAAGCUUUGAACGGAACAAUGCUGAAGGCUACCAUCGAAAAACGCCUCAAUUAUAUAACGGGCAUAACCAAAGGACAAUUACAACACUGGGACGUGAAUAACGAACUGCUCCACGGUCAACUGUACGAGGAAAAGACAGGUGAUCCUCACUACUCGGAGAAGAUUUACGACAUGGUCCACAAAGCUGAUCCCGUUCCCAAGCUCUUCCUCAACGACUAUGACGUCGUUGCUGUGGGAGCUGUUACGGACUCAUAUGUCGAGCAGGCAAAGGCUUUCAAAAAAGCUAAUGUUGGACUAGGCGGCAUGGGUCUUCAGAGUCAUUUCAGACCAUACACACGCCCAGACCCAACGCUAUUGAAAACUCGUUUGGACAAACUGGCAUCUGUUGGACUGCCUCUGUGGAUCACCGAGUUAGACCUGGUGCACCAUGACGACAAUGUUCGGGCGGACUGGUACGAACGGGCUCUCAGAACCUACUUCAGUCAUCCAGCAGUGGAGGGCGUCAUAUUCUGGGGAUUCUGGGAUCAUGACAUGUCAAGUCCUCUUUCAUCACUCGUCAGUGGAUAUAACUUCUUUUUGAACGCUGCCGGGCAACGGUACCUGGAUCUUGUGAUGAAAGAAUGGUCAACACAUGUAGCUAAGAAUCUCUCAGAUGGAUCGUCCUUCUCCGUGAAUGGCUUCCAGGGAGACUAUGACAUUGUAGUCAACUACAAGGGGAAGCCCGUUGUGUACCAGGAAUUCCACCUGGGGAAGGCAGAUGCCACACUCAACCUGGACAUCAGUGGCGAUGGCCACCAGGUUACUCUUCCAACAACGGUUGAUCCAUUUGUCCACGUUACCCAUCCAGUGCAAGUUUCCCAUAACAACGAGCACGUUAUUGGUCACAUGGCAUCGAGAGCACACAACACCGACAUCCAAUGUGUUACGCGCUGGUCGGGGUUUUCAGAAGUUGGUGAUGACAAGAAAUGUUAUGCUUACUGCCAGGGAGAUGAGGUUAUGACAGGCUGCUCCAGUUAUCAUAAGAAUGGGGAAUGGUAUCGUGAUGGUGAUCAGUUUGAGACCCACAAUGGCCGCAUAGCUUGCAAGGCUGUUAAUGGUUUCAGAUCAACGAGCGGUCUCCAGGCUGUUGCACGAUGCUGUAAGACGAAGAACAUCAUGUGUACCUACAGAGGAUCAGGACCAUCUGCCAAGUCUGUGGAUGCAAGAGUGGAAACAACUUGUCAGCAUAAUGAAAUAGCAACAGGUUGUACAUCGUGGACAUGGGAUUCAGAAAUGUUCGGAGCCUUUCCAUCAUUAAAUCACAAGGGAUGCGUUGCCUCAAAUGAAGGCACCACUGUAGGUACAUGGUCUUACGCUGCCUGUUGUACUGCCCCUAAGCUUGCAUGUAAGACAAAGGUAUCAAAGCCCAGCGGACUUCAGAAGGGAGCAAAGACUGUGGUAUCCUGUGAUAAGGGAACAGUGAUGUUAGGCUGUAGCGUGAGGGCAAACUAUGGAAGAUCAGCAGGCGCAUUCAUUGGAGGUUCACAGCCAGAAUGGUGCACUGCUGUGAAUGGUCAAGAUAAAGUUACUGGCGAAGAAGGUGUAUUGGCUGUUGCUAUAUGCUGUUCACUUGAUAGUCAGGGGGGUGCUAUCAUCGGUUAGAUCCAGUCAAAUUAAAUGUAUAAAAUAUGUGACCGUUGUUCUUAUAUAAUGAGACAAUAUACUUACUUGGUAC
Molecule: messenger RNA, 2666 nt
Organism: Haliotis rufescens (red abalone)
Lineage: Eukaryota; Metazoa; Mollusca; Gastropoda; Lepetellida; Haliotidae
Product: endo-1,4-beta-xylanase 3-like
Exons: 18
Coding region: 41-2593 (850 amino acids)
Biological process (GO): carbohydrate metabolic process
Molecular function (GO): hydrolase activity, hydrolyzing O-glycosyl compounds
Source: RefSeq, a predicted model, not a curated record